Messenger RNA from Nasonia vitripennis (jewel wasp), 1059 nucleotides. Its product is annotated as serine protease. The record is from RefSeq and is marked validated. Lineage: Eukaryota; Metazoa; Arthropoda; Insecta; Hymenoptera; Pteromalidae. Gene Ontology annotation, molecular function: serine-type endopeptidase activity. Gene Ontology annotation, biological process: proteolysis.
GCCUUGCUCAUGACGUGUCAAUAUUGAUAGGCGCUGUCGUAUUCCGAUCAACAACCGCAUAUACUGCGCUUUUUGCACUGCAGCCUACUAUACUCAUUUACUCAUAUGGAACUAAUAAGCUUUGCCAAAAUCGUUUCUAUCGUUCUAAUGGUAAUGGUAGGAUCGCAGAACUGCCGAUUAGUCGCUUCGCGACACAAUAAAGAUUACAGAUGGAAAAAAAUCGCCGAACUACCAUCGCCACCGGACUGCGGCUUCCGUCAACAGGCUUUCCGACGAGUCGUCAGCGGGGUGCUGUCCAAAGAGCGCUCUUGGCCUUGGCUCGCCGCCAUCGGUACCUACGACAAGAGUACCGGCUACGCGUACUACUCCUGCGGCGGCACUUUGAUCACGAGUCGUCACGUAGUUUCGGCAGCACAUUGCUUUUACGAGGUCAAGUUGAACGCGAUCGCCACUUUGGGCAGUACUACCCUCGAUACCGCUGACGACGCUGUUCACUAUUCGAUUAAGAAGAUCUACAUACAUCCCAAGUACAACCACAGCGGUUUCGAGAACGAUGUGGCUCUUUUGAAACUCGACGAGGAGGUGGAGUUCACGGACGCCAUACAGCCCAUCUGCUUGCCUAUCCAGUCGAGAAGAAUCAACCGCAAGAAUUUCGUGGGCGAAUCUGCCUUCGUUGCUGGAUGGGGUGCGCUGGAGUUUGAUGGCACGCAGAGCAAUGGUCUUCGAGAAGCCGAACUUCGAGUGAUCAGGAACGACAAGUGCCAGAAUGAUCUGCGCUUGAUGAACAUCACGUCGAACGUCAUAUGCGCUGGGAAUGAGAAAAAAAGUCCCUGUCAGGGUGACAGCGGCGGCCCACUCAUGUACAGGGACGGCUCGAUCUAUUACCUGAUCGGUAUUGUCUCUAACGGUUACCGAUGCGGAAGUGGAAACACUCCCGCGAUCUUCAUGCGCGCGACUUCUUUCACCGACUACAUCUUGGCUAACAUGCAUUAGCGUCGUCGUCUUUUUCAAGGCAAUUAUUUAAAAUGAAAGAAUAUAAUAAAAUUAAUAUUAAAUCUG